UUUUAUUGGACACUAUUAUAAUUAGACUUGUUAAAAGUAAAUUUCUUUUAUUUUAAUUUGAUAAAAAAAUUAAUUUUAAAUAAAUUUAAUAUUAGUUGCAUUGACUUUAACGGACGCAGAUUUUAAUGUAAUAAAAAUAAAAUACAGACUUUAAUUAUGACCUAAAAAGUUUCAUCCGAAGCAACGUCAGUCAAACGUAUAUAUAAAGACUUCAUGAAAAGGACUAUAAAUAUUUACAAGGACCCUUGUUCGUUAUGCAAGAAAAAGAAAGAAAAGAAAAGAAAAAAAAGAAAGAAAGCAGAAGAAAAUAGUCAUAAAUCAAGUACAGGGCUUAUCAGUUUUUCUGGGUGGAAAUGAGCUUUAACGAUGAUGAGAAGAUUGUUACCCUUCAAGACUCAGGGUCAAGACCAACGCUAAUCGUACCGGGCAGAGUACAACUGAUAAGCUUUCACAAUGAUAUGGCACCACUCCAGGAAACCAAGCUCAAGGUGAUGCUGGAGAUCACAGGCGGAGAUUCCAGCAACGACAGACCCGGAUUGGACCUUGUGGCGGUGUUAGAUGUCAGUGGAAGCAUGGCUGGUGAGAAGAUAGCAAAACUGAAAAUGGCCAUGCUAUUUAUGAUCAAGAAACUUAGUCCUAUUGAUCGCUUAUCGAUUGUCACAUUCUCUACGGACUCCACUAGGUUGUGCCCGUUGCGACAGAUAACUGAAAAUUCUCAAAAGGAGUUUGAGAAUCUCAUCAAUCGUCUGAAAGCCGAUGGAUGGACCAACAUCACUGCUGGCCUUGAAACUGCCUUGAAAGUGCUUAAUGACCGUAGUUUUAAUGGCGGGCGUGUUGUUGGCAUUAUGCUUAUGUCAGAUGGUGAGCAUAAUACAGAUGGUGAUCCUGCCGAGGUUCCACUCGGCAAUGUGCCUGUGCACACAUUCGGAUUCGGCAGAAAUUACGAACCGAGGGUGCUCAAGGCUGUAGCGCAUAAAAGCAUUGGAGGAACAUUAUCAGAUGUUCAAAACACAAACAACUUGGGCAAAGCUUUUUCGCAAUGUCUGGCUGGGCUCCUCACUGUGGUCGUUCAGGACCUAAAGCUGACUGUCACACAACACAAAAACGAAUCGACAAUAGAACAGGUGUCUGCGGGGAGCUAUCCACAAACCAAGCAUGAUGCCACAGGCUCUGUAACUAUUACUUUUGGGGAUCUCUAUGCUAAAGAGGUGCGCAAGAUCAUAGUGGACCUUCUUCUCCCUACUGUUACUAAGGAGCUAGCCACACAUGUUCUGGAAAUUGCUUACUCAUACAGCACUGGGGGAAACCUGUUUGAGGCCCCUCCUGUAACUGUUAUUGUACGCCGCACUGGGACACCCUCAGAUCAAAAAGAGAGGCCAGAGCUGACAAUUGAGGAGACCCGUCUCCAGACAGUAAGAAUAAUGAAGGAAGCAAGAGCCAUGGCUGACAACAAUAAACUGAAAGAUGCUCAGGACAAGCUGGCUGAAGUACAAAAGUCACUAGAGAAUGUCGUUGAUGAGUCUAAUCCAAUAGUUCAGAUGCUGAAACUGGAGCUGCAACAGCUCUUGAAAUUUAUGAAAUCAAUGGAAAUGUAUGAAAUGCAAGGGCGUCCUUUUGCACUCUCCUCUGAGACGUCCCAUGACCGCCAGCGUUUUGCUUCAAGAGGUGACCUGGAAACCAUACGCCCAUUUGCCACUCCGCGUAUGGACAAGUACCUUGAACAGGCUAAGUCGUUUGAUAAGGAUCCCAGCAAAGUGCCGCCGUCAGUGGAUAAGGAUGUGAAGGAAGAACUCGCUGCCAAUCCCCUCGCUCCCAUCACUGGAGCAAUUAACUUCUAUCUUCAAGCGGCCAUUCAAUCGCUCCGAGCCAUUGAUAAUAUACUCAAUACACUUUGAUUACUUUGCCCUCUUAAUUAAUUUACGUUUUGCUUUCGAACUACAAUAAAAUAAAACCUGUGUAUCCUUCUCUACCCAGACUCGGUGGAUCUGCUGUUUAUGAUUUUUGUCUGUUCGUUAAAGACCCAAUUUACCCUCCCAACUUGUAUUCAAGAGCCCAUUAGCUCAUAUUUUAAUUAUUUAGUCAAUA
This is a messenger RNA of Ricinus communis (castor bean), 2085 nucleotides long. RefSeq lists its product as uncharacterized. The transcript has 4 exons. NCBI's taxonomy places the organism in Eukaryota, Viridiplantae, Streptophyta, Magnoliopsida, Malpighiales, Euphorbiaceae. The record is from RefSeq and is a predicted model, not a curated record. Bases 354 to 1895 code for a protein of 513 amino acids.